AUGGUGUUGGGACCAGCAUCAUUCCUAGAGCCCUUCAAGGUAGAGCAAGAAUCGCUCAGGCCCUCCGUGUUCUGGCCGCCGCCCCGCCUCGGCUCUGCGCUGGAGAGGUCGGCGUCGGACACCGAGGCCCCGGCCGGGGCGGCGCCCUGGGAGACCCUGGAGGCCCCCGCCCGCCUCCUGUUGCAGGCGCUGCAGGCAGGGCCCGAGGGCGCGCGGCGCGGGCUGGGGGUUCUGCGCGCCCUGGGCCGCCGCGCGGAGCACUUCCCUUGGGCCGGCUUCCUGGAGGCGCUGGGCCGCGCAGAGCCCGAGGUGCGGGGCCCCGACGACCGCCUGGAGCUGGUCCCACUGUUGCUGCGGUUGCCUGGGGUAUGCCUGAAGAAUCUGAUGUCCCUGUUGAUGGCUGUUCGACCUUUGUUACCGGAAUGCGGCCUCUAUUCUCUGCUGCAGCUUGCCCAGCAGGACACAGCAUCUACCCCUGAUGCCUGGCUCUGCGCCCUCAGGGAGCUGCUGCGGAGGGAUGUGGGGGCUGGCGUCUCUGUGGAGGAAGCCUCUCCGUUAUCUACGAGCUGUCAAUCACGCCUCCGAGACCUGUGUCGGCAGCUGGACCAGGGCAGUCGGGGCCUGAAAUUGUCCCUGGCUCCAGAUCCUGAACAAGAGGGUGGGCCUUCUCAGCUUUGUGGGAAACGGAGGAAGGAGCCGGAGGAAGAGCCUGCCAGCCCUGGGUCACAGAGAACCCCUAAAAGGUUCCGGGGUUGUGAGGAGGAGUCAGUGGCCGAAGGGAAGGACCUGGAAGGGAGACCUGAGCUGGAGUCCUUGCAGUCCCCGUCAGAUGGUGCAGGAGGUGUGUCGGCUGAGGCUGAGCCGCCUCAGACCAGCCCGCUUGCGGAGAAGGCCAAGGGUCCAGCUGAGAGUGUGGCCUUGCCUGACGUUGUCCAGGACCAGGUACCCAGGCUGCAGCAGCUGCUGAGGGCCUUCCAGGAGGGGCUGGAGGGGUUGGAAGAGAUGCCCCCAGUGGAUCUGCAAUUUCUCCAUGAAUGUAAUCCCAGCCAGGUGGAGUUGCUAUGCAGCCAGCUGCAACUGCCCCAGCUCCCUGACGAAGGCCUCCUGCAGUUCUGCAGCCGCCUGCUGGGUCUCACGCCAGCCCUCAGCAUCAGCAGUGCCUCUGUGCUGGCCAGGAGCCUCUUCCUGGACCGGGUCCUCUCGCUGCCGUCCUCUGCCUCCAGGCUGCUCAGAGUUGCCCUCAUCUCCUUCUGUGUGAAGUACACCUACUCUGUCUGCAAGGCUGUCCUCUGUCCCCUGCUCCAGGACCCAGGCUUAGGUCCCGCCCAGACCGAGUUACUGUGUUCCCUUACAAAGGAUGAGUCCCUGGAGCCGGACAUGCAAGUGCAGAUCCUGGGGCAUGUCCUGGAGCUGGCCUGGAGGGAGGAGACGUUCCUGGUGUUGCAGGCACUGCUGGAGCGGCAGGUGGAGAUGUCCCCCGAGGUGUUCGGGGACUUGGUGCAAAGGCUCUGCAGAGAGGGCCCAGCAGCUGCCGCCUCCAUGGCCUACGCCAAGCUGAUGCUGACGGUGAUGACCAAGUACCAGGCCAGCAUCACACAGCAGCAGAGCCUGGACCUGGCUGUGGCCCUAGAGCCCAACGCCACCUUCCUGAAGAAGUCCCUGCAGGCGGCACUGAGACAUCUGGUCCACUGACUGCAC
This is a messenger RNA of Acomys russatus (golden spiny mouse), 1698 nucleotides long. RefSeq names its product FA complementation group E (gene Fance). The transcript is spliced from 11 exons. Gene Ontology annotation, cellular component: Fanconi anaemia nuclear complex. Bases 1 to 1692 code for a protein of 563 amino acids. NCBI's taxonomy places the organism in Eukaryota, Metazoa, Chordata, Mammalia, Rodentia, Muridae. The record is from RefSeq and is a predicted model, not a curated record. Gene Ontology annotation, biological process: interstrand cross-link repair.